Messenger RNA from Porites lobata, 43587 nucleotides. Lineage: Eukaryota; Metazoa; Cnidaria; Anthozoa; Scleractinia; Poritidae. The record is from the annotation of a GenBank genome assembly.
CGAGAAACACCUGCAUAAUGGGUUGUCUGCGAAGUGAAAACUGUUAAUCAAUUCAUCAUUUGACAUUAAUUUGGAGUACAGUGCAGUGUUCUCAAAAAAAUGCCAGCAAAGAUUAAAGUACGGAUUGUGGCUGCUCGAGAUCUCCCUGUCAUGGAUCGCUCAAGUGACUUGGCGGAUGCUUUUGCAGAGGUCAGAAAUUUAUUAACAUUGAGGUUUAUGUUGUUUUGUUACUAUUAAUUUUUUAUGCUGCCAUUGACCAUGACGGGGUCCAACCACAAAGCUCUUGCUACUUUGGUCACCGUUCACAUAUGAAUUUUAUUUCUUUACGGCCUAAUGUCUCUUAAUAUUUUACUAUUUUCAUUACUUUGCAAUAUAAAAUGUGUGUAAUGUACCAGUCAAUUCGAAACUCCCCAGGCAUUUGAAUUUUUGAAAAUUUUUUGUUCAAAUUCCUCCCUCACCGGGCCGAAAAGCUGUUCAAAUGCCCCCACCCCCAAGAAAAAUUACCAGAUUACUGUUUUAACUUUCCAGUAGCUUCUAUUAUGCUUCUGAAGCUGUGCAUGUGAACAUGGUUUAUUUGACAUAUUUAUAUACUAUAAAUAUAAAUCGUUCUUAACCCUGUUUGCGCCAGCUUUUUAGAGGGGGGUGGCCUACAAAUGCCAGAGCAAAUUAUUUUCUCUCACUUAACGCUACUCUGAAAACACACAUGAAAUAAAUGUUGAAUUCUACCUUUAUGUUUGCAUCCUAGCCAUCCACAACAGACAAACUCUUGAAAAGCGAAGGUUAACCUUGUUCCAUAAUCCAAAAUAAACGAUGGGAAGCAAAAUAUUUAAUACCCAUUUAGAUUUAAUUGCCGCGCUCACGAUCCAUGGAAGUGUCGAAGUUACUCGAAAACGCGGCAUGAUAAACAGUGGAUUUUGUCCUUUAUCGACAUGCCGAAGGAAAUUUAUCAAUUAUCGAGAGAUGUUAAUGUCCUGAUAAUUUCAUUUCCAAGAUUUUUUUGUCUUGUUUUGUCCUGAGGGCGCGUAACAUUGCGAGAAAAGAACCGCAUAACAAAAUGGCCGCCAUAUUUUGGUCUUCUUUGCAAAUGGAGACGCUCAAACGCGGGCGAUACUCGGCUUUACGACUAUAAACACGAAGGCUUGGCGAAGAUAACAAAGUAAAACAGUUGAAUAGUACAGCAGUUUCUAUUGGCUCAAUCUGUUAGCUAUGCCUUAGCAACCAGUCAAAUUGCUCAUUACAUAUUUGGGCCGAUUUUAUCGGCCCUGGCACUUAUAGGAGUGUACUCAAAGGCCGAUCACAUCGGCCCGCGGCACUAAUAGGGUUAAACACCUCCAAAUAUGAAACACAGCUUGUGUAGGCCUUUAGUUUUAAACCAAUCCACCACAAAUACGCAAUAUUUUCCUUUGAUUCAUCAAAGUUUGUCUCCCCCAUCUCCGCCAUGAUUUAUCAACCCAUGUGCAAUCAGGGUGACUCAUAACAUGAAAUCGAGGCUAACAAUCAAAUUCCCCACCCCCUAUGAGUGGUGAUCAAAAUGCCCUCCCUCCCGAACAGGAAAAGGCAUCAAAUGCCCAGGAUAUGCCCGGGGUGGGGAUGCUGUUCAAAGCUUCGAUUUGACAGGUACAUAAAUGCCCUUUAUAGUGUAAAUAAAGAAUUGAGCUGUUGGAAACAUAACAAGAGCUUAUGAAAUGACUUCAGCAUGUCUGGCACUCCAAGUGUAUGCAUUAUUGGACAGGAUCUAGAUGUGCAUCAUAAAGGAAUGAAUUUUUGCUGCCUUAUGUCAUGGUUUGUUGUGAUAACCGAUUUUCAGGAUACAAUCUUGUAUUUAUAAGCUUUUAUUACUGUCAUGUUAAUUGUAACUAUAACAAAAUUCUCGAAUCUAAUUGGUCAUCAACUGCCCUGAUUAAGGCAUUAAUUGGACAGUUGCACACGUCAUGCACUUGCAAUUGGACAGUUGUACGCGUCAUGCUUGAGUAAUUGGUCAUCAAGCGCGUGCUAGUUGCACUUUAAUGGGUUUUUUUUUACAGCAUCUAGUUUAGAAGUUGAAUAUAUUAACCUGUCAAAUAGUUUAUACUACAGUUAUAUUCUUCUCUAAUUUUGUUAUAGGUACGAUUAAUUGGUAAUAGGACUUUGCGUCGUACAAUUCAGAGAGUAAUCGUGCUGUUAAUUUCAAAUCAGCCUCACGCUGCACACUCGGCCGAUUUUGAAAUUACUCGCCUGAUUACUCCCUGAAUUGUACUCCACUCAGUCCUAUUACCAUUAUAUAUUAUGUGAUUCUUAAAGCCUGUAUAAAUUAUUUGAUGUUAGUUUUUGCUCCUUGCAACUCUGCUAUUCAUGUGAUAUAUAUUUAAAGAUGAUUUCCAGUCUGUACUGCACACUCAAGAGUUUUUUUACAUUUUUUGUUUUGUUUCAUGCUAGACAUCACAAAAUAUAACAUUUUUAAUACAACUACCUACAUGAAGUAAAUUCAAAGUUUCAUGUUCAUUCUCCCUUGUUAUGGAUGGAAACUUUUUUGCUUCGUUCUUUCUUUAUCACUUGCUGAAAAUCAAUUACAACUUAUCAACUGUAAAAUCAUUGGAGCUGUUGGGAAAAGAAUUUGAAAUGCGUUAAAGAUAAGGUAUGUGGUUCGUAACAAAUAAGAUUGAUUUGCAUUCCAUCGCGUGAGACACAAACAUUGGGGCGCUGAGACUGUGCAGUACAGACUGAAAAUCAUCUUUAAAGGGGCAGUGUCACGAGAAUUUUGCUGUUUUAGGUCAAUUCUGCGCUAAAAUCAUUACUUUGAGGCUUUAAUCAUAAAAAAAAGGCUUCUGUAAAGCUACGACGAAGAUAUCAAAUGAAUUUUCUCAGAGAGGGCUAACCAUAAUAAAUUUAUUGAGGAUUUUUUGAAGACGUAGCAUCAAAACUUGAAAAAAUCGGCGAAUUUUUUCAAGUUUCAAUCCAGUUCCAUCCUUACCAUCCGUAGCGACAGGGGACAGGAAACAGUUUCAGUACCUUCAAAUAGUCUUUAAUAACAAAACUAGACCAUUAUUUUUGGAAUUCAACUGAUGCGAAGACACCUAGCUUUUUAUAAAGUUGCCAAAUAGCGUGACACUGCCCCUUUAAUUUCCUGCUAGUUUUUUUUAAUCUGCUCAAUGGUUUUGUCAGGUUCGACUUGGUAAUAUAUUGUACAAGACAGAUGUGUGCAAGAAAUCUCUUAAUCCUUUUUGGAACUCUGAAUGGUUCAGAUUUGAGAUACAAAUGAAUUAAUUUAAUAUAUAACCUUCUCAAACUCAUUAAUUACUCAUGAAGUUUAAACAAAGGAGACCAUAACUAUAUAAAUUUAGUAGAAUUCCUGUUGUUUUGUAUUUAAAUACAAAUGCUGUAAUCUGAUUGUCUGAGUCACUGCACACUAUCAGCCAUUAGUGUGCAAUUGGCUUGGCGUGGUUGACAAAAUAUCAACGUUUCCUCAUUCUCCAGAGUUUUGAAAGAACAUUUAGAAACAAAUGGAUUAUCAAAUUCCCAAAGAGAUUAAAAGGAGGGGAUGUACGGUUUUGAGAAUAGGCCAUUUCCGAGUUCUCAACUUGUGCCUCUAUUUCAAAAUGAGUCUAAGUGUGAAACCAUUCAUAUGAAAAUGAGUUCUGCAUGCAGUUUCAUUUUCAUGCAAAUCAAAGUCACUUUCAUUAGAAAAGUUUCGCACUUAGACUUGUUUUGAAACAGAGCCACAAGGGAACUUGGAAAUGGCCUAUUCAAAUUUAAGCUUGAAUUUUUUUAAGCAAACUGAUAAGUGCGUGCACAUAUGCACAUCUGCAAUUGUCAAAUUGACAUUUCUCUAAAGUUAAUUCUCUAAAACGUGAAAUUUAAUACAGUCCGAAGACAAGAAAUAACUGAAAUCAUUAUUUGAAGGAAAUUUAAUUUUUGAGAAUUCUACUAAUUAUAUUAACGAUUAGAUUCUGAGCUCAAGAUUUCUAUGAGGUGUAGUUGAUGAGGCCAAAGGUUUUUAUUAACUAUCACCUAAAAGAAAUCGAAAGCAUAUAAUCUAUUGUAAUUUUUUUUAGUAGAAUUUUUUUAUCUGACCUUCAGCCUUAUCAACUACUUGUAACUCAUAGAAAUCUUGAGCUCAUAAUCUAAUUGCAUAUCAUAAUUAUGCAUCAUAAUUAUCAUAAUUGCAUGUGGCUUUAUUUCUUUACCAGGCUGAUGAUGAGGAGCUUCAAGAUGAACCACUACAGAUCAGGUAAAGUUCCGCAAACUGUCACAAAUCCUACAUCAUUCAGUGAUGAAUGGAGUUUUAUAAUCAAUCAUUACAUUUUUAAAAUUUGAUUCACCUUUGGCUAAAAAUUAUGAAUUAGAAAUUCAUAUUUCAGGUUAUUCUGAGAUUUUUUCUUUUGUGUGAUCAAUAAUAGAAUCAUGGACCAUGACACUGUCACAGCCCAUGAUGCGAUUGGAAAGGUAAGAUGUUGGAAAAACAAACAUUGCAGUUUUGUGGCAUUUCAUGAAUAAUUUGCUUUGAUCCAAUCAGCAUGCAGAAAUGAAGUUAUCAAUACAUAGGAUAUGACAGCCUGUGUAUGACAACAGUCAUAGAGUUACAAAGAUACGACUGAUCAUCACAAUAAUUAUUGUGCACACAACCUAAUUAACCAGUUGUGAAAUAUAGCCUGAAAAAAAAUGGAACAGGAUUCAAACUCAUGACCUCUGUUGAUAGCUCAGUUAAUAAGAAGAAUACUACACUGGCACCAUGGGUUCGAAUCUGGACAAUAAUCAUUAUGAUAAUUUAACAUUUCAUGAAGACAUUUUAUUAUAUACUAUAGGUCUGCAAUAUGUGCAAAGAGCUUCUUAAUAAUGCUGUCUAGGUGAUUUUGUAAUAAUUAUUUAAUAAUAAUUUUCAUGUGGCUUGUGUUUGUAACUGAUCUAAAACAUGCUCUGAUAAGCUAAUUCUAAGGAAUUAUUCUCCUCUAAUGCCCAUGGACAGAAUACAAGCCUGCCAAAAGCAAAGCAAAAAGCCAACAAUUGAAAAUAAACAAUAAACAAUUUAUUAACUUUGAACAUUUGAUAUUUACAGGAAAAUCUCAAACUUCAGCCUUUCCUUUCUGCAAGUUCUUGGUUUGAGAUGUUAAUAACUAGUUAUUAUUUCCUAGGUAAAUAUUUAUUUAUUUAGUUUAGGUCCUCUACUGACUCAAGAUCCUCCUGGAAGUAUUGAUGGAUGGUUUCCAAUAUAUGACACAAUGCAUGGUAUGUUGAAAACUUAAUUAUUAACAACUGUGCAGUCUUGCGGGUAUGGGUGUUGAUAACCUGUUAUUGAAAUUUCAUAUGAAGGGUCAUCAUUACUUGUAAGAUACAUGCCCAGCUGUGCCUGACAUCAGCAUCUUACGAAUAAUGACGACCCUUUGUAUAAAAUUUCAGUAAGAGGUUAUCAACACCGUCCAUGACUCUCACGUAAAGAGUUUGGAAUAAAACAAGUUUCAAGACUGUGUAAAAUUGGCUUACCCAACUCAUUAUAUGUGUUCAUGUCAGGCUUUUAGCCAGGAAGUGGUAUCCAAAAAUAAAAAUGUGCUAUAAUGGGACCUGAUCAAAUGAGCAGUUUUUAAGACAAACAUGAAAAAUAAAGCAAUUUUCUUUAAUCAAUAAGUGGCUGUCCACCAGAUGCCUUGACACCCAUCUGGAUAAAACCAUGGUUCCUGUUAAAAGUGUAUUUUAGGCCAUAGUGGUUUCACAUAGUAGGUUAGUUUGACAAUGUUUGUCUGUUUCUCUUCACUUGUGGGGGAUGUUUAUUAUGUUGUGCACACCACCCAAGCUUUUAUUAAACAGUUUUGCAAGUUUUCAUCAUUUGUUUUGCAACUGAAAUAUUAUGUAUAGUCAACCAAUUUUUUCAUUCUUAUUGCAGGUAUUCGUGGUGAAGUCAAGGUCACUGUUAAAGUGGACUUUUUUGUUGAUUCAAACAAGUUUAGGCAGAGUUCAUGUGGUGUGCAGUUCUUCUACAGUGAGUCAGAAUAAUCUGCAGUAGCUGGAAAUAAUCCUAUUUAAUAUGUUUUUAGACACAGUUUGAUGGCAAUAUAGUAAAUUCUGAAAGAUUCUAAUCUGUUUACUGUAUUGUAUGUUUAAUCAUUUUCAACUUCUUGGUAACAACUGAAAUAUGAUUGUGAUACAGUGGAACCCGCCUUAUGGCCAACCCAUAUGUCCACAGGUCUCAUUAUUAGGACCACUUCAUUGUUGCCCAAACCAAAGUUUGGACAGUCAUUUUCUUAUUUAAAGGACCCCUUUUAUACAGCCACCUUGUUAAUACAGCCAGAAUUUUGUGGCCCGCUGGUAACUGGAUUAUCAAGGUAACACUGUAUCUUUCUAUUUCAGCUUGUUCUGUCCCAUUUGGUCAUAAAGCCGUUGUUAUUCAUGGCUUUGUAGAGGAGCUGGUUGUAAAUGAUGAUCCAGAAUACCAGUGGAUUGACAAGAUUAGAACACCAAGGUCUUCAAACGAAGCACGCCAGAGACUCUUUACCAAACUUUCAGGUUCUUGACAACUUAACCAUAUUUUGUUUCUCCUCCAACAUGACUGUAAUGUCACUGUUAAUUUGAAGCCUGGGAUCAUGCGGAUUACUUUCCAUAUUAAAUUUAUUAAUAAUUAAUGGAUAGAGAAAGGCAUCGUGAAAUAAGUAAGAAUGUCAAAAGUUUGGGCACAGCCAUCUAGCAGUGAAGGUGUUGUUAGUAGUAUGGUCUGUUCCAGAAUCUACCUUCCCCCACCCCCACCAAAGAUGGCCGCCAAUAAAACUUCGAGAAAAAAUAACGUCACACUGCCCCUUAACCCUGUUAAACCCCUUGAGGAGGUAAACCCUAGCCCCACAGUCGCCCCAAAUGCAAUGGAUGCCCGUGCACACGUCUGCUGACCAAUAACCCUAAGCGCACCGCAUAACCCUAAGCUGGUGCCGACGAAUAAGCUUAACUAAGCCCAACUAAGCCUUACCCCGCAGCGCACGUUGGUUGGCUUGACCUUAGGCUGCGCCCGCGGACUGCCCUUAAAUCCCAACCCUAAAAACGGUGGUGGGCGGGCCGCUGCCGCCGCCGCCUUCUCUUUCCAAGAUUCAUGGUGAGACGCCCGUGUGUGACCUUUGCGUCAAGACAUUUGCUAGCCAGGAAACGCUGAAGAGGCAUCAACAGACCUUUCAUCGUCAGCCCAACUAUAAGCCACACAUAACCCUAGCUCCUCCCCCUUUUUUUUCUCGGCGCGCACGCACUUGGCUGACCUUCACUGCGCUUGCGUUGGCUUGACCUUGGCUGCGCGUGCGCUCACUGCCCUUAAAAAAAUCCAACCCUAAAAACUGGGCAGUUAAAACAACCCUAAACCUGGGCGGUGCCUCUUAAAGCCCAAACUCCUGUGGGCUGCGCGUGCCUGGGCUUGACCUUUGCCCGCCUGCUGACCUUGGGCGCAUGCGUUGUUGCGCCCAAUUUUUUUUUUGUGGGGGGGGGGGGGAGGAGCACUAAAAAAAAUCAAUUGGAGAGACCAUAUCUUUCAUGCCUUUUUUAAUUAUUGUUUACAUCGCAAUGACAAUGGGAUAAUUAACAAAAAGGGCUUUUAUGAAUAACGGCAGUGGAAAUCACAAUACUUGCCAAAAAAGGUGAUGGGAUCUUUGAUGCCGUGAAAAUGGAUCCCUUCUUUUAAAAUGACAAGGGUGUUUGGCCUUGGUGGGCCUACAAAGAGAAAAUGACACGACUGAUCGCUCGGCUUGACUUCCACCAUCAAGAGUUGACUGUCGUUCAAUGCGUGUUGCAGUUCCAUCAGGUCGAAAAUGCUCCAGGCGUCGGAAGAUAGAUGAUGUGACCUAAAGCGGUUUCUAGAAAUGGGCCAUGGCGUAAUUUGAAUGGAGAGGAUGGCGCAUCGGAGUGGGCUCAACAUGUCCCAUCCUCGGAGACCCAGGGGCAGUCAGUCGGGUCGAGAGAAUAGGCGGGACGAAAGUUUUCAAGUACGGGCGAAAGAGCCCCUGGGUACCGACUCUUACCGAACCAUUUCCAAAAAUUCAAACGGAUGCCGGCUCCUGAUUGGGCACAAAAAAACCUUUGUAUUAUUGUGCCCAAUCAGCGAACAGCAUCUCCUGAGUUCUUUUCAUGUGUUCGUACACGACGGCUAUUAUCUCGCCAUACUUGUCUGGUUCGUUCACCAAGGUUUCGCGAGGGAAUCUUUCACUUUUCUGCUUCCCCAAACAGAAACGAAGGAACUAUCGAUGACUCGGAAAAACGUUUGGGAUGACUAUUCCCAUUUGCACCAAGAAAAUUCUGCUUCUGACCGAUCACAAGGUAUCGUAAAUAACGUAAAUAGAAGGCGUGAUCGAUGAAAGCUUGAAUUGAAUACGUCUUGAAAGCUCAAGCUUUAAAAUACCCUCACAUGCGUUUCCAUGUGUUAGUUUUCGGGAAGACAGUAUUUUCAAAUGGACGGGGAUGUUCUGUAACUGAAAGUUUCCUGAUUGCGUGCAUUUCUUUGGUGAACGAGCCAGACAAGUAUGCACGCGGGCAUGCAUUCCCACAGGUAAAGUAGGAAGGCUUUCUAAAUUACCCGCGUUAAGUAGGUUACGCUACGCACGUGUGACUUAUGGAGAAUCAUGGCUGCCAUUAUUCCAACAAGGAAAGAUAUUAGAGAAGCUAUCUCUGAAGGUCUUAAGUCUUUUCCAGACGUCGAGGAACUGAAGCCUGAGGAGGUUUUAAUCGUUGAGAAUGUUGUCCUUAAAAAGGACGUGUUUGCAGCUUUGCCCACCGGAUUCGGUAAAAGCCUGACUUUUCAGAUCUUACCUAGCGUUUGUAAAGCUUUAUUUUGCCGGGGAUUUGACAUGCCUUCAUUGCCAGUGGUAAUUGUGGUUUCCCCUUUAAGCUCAAUCGUGAAAGACCAGGUUACAUACUUGAGGUCACACGGCUUUGAAGCUGCCUUCAUUGGAGAAAGUGCUAAACAAGAUAAUGAUAUUUUUGAGGGCAAGAUUAAAUGUCACUUUUUAUAUGGAAGUCCAGAGUCAUUUGUUGGGGACAUAAAGUUCCGGGAAAUGUUUUCACAGCAGCAUUACAGGCAGAAUGUUGUGGCCGUUGUCUGUGACGAAGUUCACACUGUGGUACACUGGUAAGAAACUUUAAGCUUUAUUUGUUUCCUUUUUAUUCUUGAAAUCUGCUUAAUGCAAUAAUUAGUAUUGCAUUAAAUUGAGUUAAAUAAUGUUUUUUAGCCGUAAACUGAUGUCAAAAAUUUCUGUUAUUACUAACUCACUGUAAAGAGGAAGCAUUCUCUCAUGAGUGACAUGACAGAUGUACAGUAUAGGUGUUAGUCUUCUCUAGUAGGAAAGGUACAGUUUCCUAUAUUUGCAGAAACUAAUUGCAUUGCAUGUGCUUAAUGUAAGCUCUUAGGUGGUCAAAACGUGAUAGUAUAUACAAUACAUUGUAUACUGGAAGCAAUGUUACCUCCACUGUAAUAUUGUCUCUGUGAUGUUUUCCUACCCACUAACUCACAACCAUGGCCAGUUUCUUUUGAAUCAUUCUCCUUUAAUAUAUCCUUUCUGAAGAUAUAUGGACAGUCAUAGUUAAACCCCUAUCAGGAAUUGCUAAAUACUAUGUUGCAGUUGUAUACUGUUUCCGCAUUUCUUACACAAAAUUAUGUACAUUUUCAUGCCUAAUAGUGUUCUUGGAAUUGUUCAAUAUCUUAUGAUUAUACAGUCAUUCUAAAAUAUUUAUACAAUAACAAGAGCAUUAUUAUAAUUUUUGCUGCUUGCAUGGUAGAUAAGUAAGAUAUAUUAUUUAUGUAGAACAUCGCUCUUUAGCUACAAAUCACUUGUCUGGUCUCUCUAGGGGUGAGAAAAAGGAUGGAAAGGAGCCAUUCAGAAAGUGAUGUGGUCUUGUUGGUGAGAUCAGGUCUUUUUUGCCAAAGCAAGUCCCGUUUUUAGCACUUACAGCCACUGCUUCACCCUUGACCAGAGAUAAAAUCAUUAAAAGUUUGAGUUUAAAGAAAUGUCUGGAAAUAUCAGUUAGUCCAAACAGAGAGAACAUCAAGCUGUUUGUUUUGAAGGUUACCAGUGAAAUUUCUGUAAACUUUACAUGGCUUGCCAGGGAGUUAAACGAAAAGAACAUUGCAUGUCUGCGGACAUUAAUAUAUGUCCGAGACUAUAAAACAUGUGGUGAGCUCUACCAAUUUUUCAUGAGCAGUUUGCUUGACAAGGCGUACUACCCAUAUGGUGCUGAAAAGAAGUGUACAAACAGAAUGGUGGCAAUGUAUCACAGUGGCACUUCACCUUCCAUCCAGGAUCACGUAUUACAAUCACUCAAGGAUCCAAUUGGUAAGGUGCGGUGUGAUUGCAACAAAUGCCCUUGGAAUGGGGGUAGACAUAAAGGGUUUACACCAUGUUAUAAACUAUGGUCCUCCCCCAGACCUAGAAUCAUAUGUUCAAGAAAUGGGAAGAGCUGGUAGAGAUGGUGCAUAUUCAGAGGCAGCAUUACUCUUUCAUGGAAGACAACUUCGCAAGUGUAAACCAGAGAUGCUAGAAUACACAAAGUCAAAGUCCUGCAGAAGAAGGCAAAUUCUUGAUUUUUUUAAAGUUACAAGUCAAGAAAGAAGAAUAGAGAAGAAACAUUUAUGCUGUGAUGUCUGUGCUCAAGAUUGUGCUUGUGGACAAGACUGUCCACAAAAUGUGGGAACUAUGGUCUCCAAAAUGACUCUUCCAGCAGCUGAUGAUGCUCCAAGGGGCAGAAGUGUAAGUGAAAGUGAUAGAAGAGCCCUAAAGGGUCUAUUAGAGGAGUGUCAGGAAAGCAUGCGUCAGGCAGUGUUACAAUCAAGUCAGCAUUGUUUUUAUUCAAACAUUGACCAAAUCACUGGCUUUACUGACCGCAUAAUUGAAGAUACAACCUCAAAGUGUGAUUUUUUGUUUAGUGUUGAUGAUAUUAUUGAACAAAUUCCAGUUUUAAGUGUACAGCAUGCAUUCAAAGUGUAUGAUUGUCUUUGUGAGGUGUUUACAGACCUACAACAAGAAAGUCUGGAGCAGUAGUUAAUAUAUAAUCUCACUUGUCAGGACUUUCAGUAUCAAUGCCUUUCAUCCACGUAUGCUGUGUAUUUUGAUAAUAACAGUAUAUUUUGCAAAGAAUAAUUACUUUUCUAAGGCUAUGAUAUUUCAAUACCUACAGCUGGACUUGGCUUUGAUAUGGCCUCCUCUAAAAGAAUUUGAUGAGAUGUGAAAUGGGUUUUUCUGUGGGACAUGAAGCUGUUCUCUUAAUAUAAAAAUUCAGUUUUUUAAAAAAAAAAUUCUUUGUACCAUUUGUUCUUGUUUUGAAUGAAAGAUUGUGAAAGAUGGGUCCCUGUUGUUGGCCAGUAGGGACAGAGACUGAUAGAAGUCAGUGACUGAUUUGACUUGCAAGGUUUAAGUGAUGCAAAAUAGCUCUUACUGUUUUAAAAGAUCACUUUCCUGCAUUAAUGCUAGAAACUAGCUUUUUCAUUUGUCCCUACAAAGUCAAUUAAUAAUUGUUUCCUUCUCACAGAUUUUGAAGAAAUUUGACUAGGAGAGUCAAUAGCCACUAUUAGUUUUUGAAAAAUUAAAAUGACUCACUUGCUCUGUCUGGCCAACAAAUUUUUUCUUCUUUUUAAGGUUAAAGAUGCCAAAAUUAAGGGUGUUUGUAACUGGUUAUAACACUAUUAGGGAAACUUGUAAUGACAACCAACUAACAUAUUAUCCUUUUCACUAAUAGUAUAGGGCAUGCAAUUGAAGCCAUUGUUGUGGUGUCCAAUUUAAAAGAGUUGUAUCCAUCUUUUAAAAGUUGAAGUCCUUAGUAAUCUUUUAGGAGAAACCUUAUGUGGCCAUACUGAACCAACUAUUUGGAAUAAAUUUUGACUUGACUUAAAAUUGUAAGGAUGCGCAUCUAAACUGAAUUUACCCAGUUCUUCUUGUGCUUUGUUAGCCAUGCAUUUAAGUCUGCAAAGUCAAGAACAGAUAUGGGGUCUUUAGGGAUGGAUCCAACAUUAGAGUGUGUUCUUCCAGGAACUUCACAAAAUGCUUCAAUUUCCUUUAAAAUGUUGACAAUGGUAGUGAUGUCUGAAUCUUUCCCUCUUUUGUGUUUUGUUGACUCUCUGCGGACAUUAGUUGUCUGAUCAAAAUUGUUCAUGAUGGACUUGACAUCGUCACUAGCCCUGCUGUAGGUCUGAGCCACCUUGCAAGAAAGGUUUGCACCUUGGCCAUACAUCAGCUGCUUCGUGUCUCUCACACAAUGCUCCAUGGCUUGAUCAAUUGCAAUGUUUCUCCCCACCCCACCUUUGAGAUUUACAGUAUGGUUCCAGCGGAGAGAAUGGGCCUCUUUUGGUGUAAGUAGUGCAUGAAGUUGUGCGUGGAGCCUUACAGCUGCCAAAGCAUAUUUUGUCUUCCCACUCACUUUAAACAACAGCAUCAUAAAUUUCCAUAGGUAUUCAACUCUUCCUCCAUCACCCUCUUUAAUUGCAUCUUGAAAAUCGUUGAAAAGAAGACCUGUUUUGACAAUGUUAUGCGAAUAAUUGAAAAUCCCAUCUUCAUUGCGUGGAUCUGGGGGACUUCUUUCAUUUUGCUCAUGAUUUGUUAUGUUCAGGCCAUGCACUGUAACUUCAUGGUUGUUUCUCCGUUUCUCGUGUUGAUAUUCUCUGUUACAAUCUGGGUACCUACACUUAAAAAUUUGGGGAUGUUCUGAUUGUUGUAUAUCAGUGAAGAGUACUGCUGCAGGUUGCGCUUCAAGAAGGACAUACUUCUCCACAAGUUUCUCUACUGCGUCAAACAACUGUGUCUGUGAUGUGGCACCAGGUUCCAGUUGGUUUGAGUUGGGAGUACUGUUUGGGGAUGCCAUGCCAAAAAAUACCAUGGCUGCAUAUACUAUAUACCCAUCUACAACGAAGUUGAAGAAUGCUUCACAUCCAUGAUAUGAUUUGUUUACUUUGUCACACACGUCUUUUCUGUUCAAUCUUGUUUUUAGUUGAUACAGGGUUCCCAAGUCUCCCACUGACUGGCUUUCGUAGAGAUAAUCAAACAGCAUCUGCAAAUUUGUAUUUAAAGUAAUACAUACUUUAUUUAUAGGAUUAUCCAAAAUAACAUAUAAAAUAAAUUUCUUGCUGAUAAAAUAACCAAUUAUCCACCAGUGCAGUUAGAGUUACUAAUGUUUGUUAAGAUAAGUGGACCAUUAAAAAAGCAGUAAUGGAAAUCCAAUAAGGACAAAGUUUUAUGUUAAAUGGAGCAUAUUGCUUUAUUUAUCACCUGUAGAAAAUUCAUCUCACAAUGAAAAUCUUCAUGUUUUAGCACAAGGCCAUGGAGUCUUUCAUAAGGGCUAUCUGCAUCAGCAACGGCGUUAACAGCACUGACAGCCCGCUCAACAGUUAAAUGGUCGCCACCAAGCGGUAUCUUUUGAAGAAUUCUGGACUUGUCAGCAUUAGUUGGAACAUACUCCUCAUUACAGUGCUGAAGAAUUUCUAGCAUCUCGGGGAUUUUAUUCUCAUUUUUUUCCAAGAGACCCAGGUGUACCUGAUGAUUUCAAAAAAGGGUUUAGCUAAUAGUACAAGUAAUAAAUUUAUCACCUGUUACCUUCUUAUCAUUGGUGUUCAAAAUAAUAACAUUCAGAACCCCACUGAAGAUCACCUGCUGAAGUGGGCUCACUGCUAAAAUAUUAUUAUUAUUAUUAUUAUUAUUAUUGUUGUUGUUGUUGUUAUUAUUAUUAUUAUUAUUAUUAUUAUUAUUACCAUUUCUAUUUCUUAUAUUAUAAUUUCAGAACUUGUUUGAUACUUUGAUUAAAAAUCUGGGUUCUGUUCAUCAAAAAUAAAAUUUUUGAGGAGGUAAAAUGCAAUAUUCUACAACAACCGAUUCAACCCGCAAGCUACAGAGCAAUGCUCCAUUUUAGGUUACUUUAACCAUACAUGUAAAUUACAUGUUAUGGUAUUCAGUCAUUUUAUUAAUCAUUUUGAUUACCUUUCGGAUGGGGUGGGGGCUCUACACGGCUCUCCUUUCAAUAACUUUCAACCCCCCUCAGACAACAACAAAAAUUAAAUGACCCCCUCCCAGCAUUAAAGAAUAUUGUUUUGGAAGCAACAUAUUCCACUGAUUUAGUAGCAAUGGCCCCACUCUUCCUCUAGAUCUGGUACAAGAAACAGCACUGGGCAUGGUAAUGUCCGUAAGCUCAUUCUGCUUGAUAUGAAAAGGCUUUUUGAUGGUAUUUCAGUGAAGUUCCUGAUAAAAUAGCGGUGAUAACAUUUGGGUCUAUGUGACAUGAGAAAACUUUCAUGACACCCCAAUGACCAUCUCAAAGUCUAAUGCCCCCCCCCUUCCCCCCCCCAACAACAACAAGCACCUCAAUGUUUUCUGUCCCCAAACCCCUGCCCCCCAAAGGAUAAAAAAAAAAUUCAGAAAACUGAUACAUCCAAAAAGUGGUCUGCUGGAUUCCUUUUGCUUAUACCUAACUUCUGUAAUGAGGCAACAUAAAAAAACUAUGCAGAAAAAUUGGAGCCAAAUCUGUUUAUAAAGGUACACUGCCAGUUGUGAUUUUCAAUAAAAAAGAUGAUAAUAAUUGGAAUACCUGUAAUAAGUUGUUAUAACAUUUACAACAAUAACUAGCUGAUCAGAAGGAACAGAACAUUAGUUAAGUUGAAACCUACAAUAUGAGAGUGCUGACGCAUUUCCUUGCUGUAUUGGUGAGCAAGGUGAGAAGGAAUCAUGUGAGAAAACUGACUGAAGAACUUGCAAUGCUUGGUUAGGAUCUGAAGCACAAGCACAAUAAAGUCUUUUUGAGUUUUGCAUGAUCUUCUGGUGUGGGCAGGAAACUUGAAUUGGGUAAUUCCAUAAUGUGUCUGAUAGGUGCAUCAUCACUCAAAUCCAAGUUAGCAACCCUGUUGUCAUAAGCCAACAAAUUAAACCAGUGUACUGACUCAGUGUCCUUAUCCUUUGAGUAGAUGGAAGGUCUUCUGAGCCAGUCCAAAUUGUCCCCAUUCAAGCCAUAGUCACACACGCCAUUAGUGUACUGCAGAGGUGUAGCUUCACCAGAAUCAUCAUUGUUGUCUGAAUCUGAAUUUACCGAACUGACAAGGGAGUCAUUUGACACUACUGACCUUGAAUCAAAACCAUCUGGGACAUCUUCACAUUCUGGUAAAAAGUAAAGUAAAACAACUGUAAAUGCUUGAAUUAGCAAAAUUCUCUCAGAGUUGAGAGGAGGCACUAAUUAAACAGCAGGUGCUUAUUUGGUAAGGGUGCCUACUUUGGUUUUAUGUUUCGGCCUAACAAAAUAACAAACUGUCAAGUCAUUCCCAGUAAAUAGAUCCACUGUAGGAGAAUGUACAUGUAUCUAUAAGAAGAAACACAAAUCUGUGUGACCGCUCUCAAAUUUCUAUUCCCUUUUAAGACCUAUAGUUCUGGUGUUGAAAAUAUUCUAUUCUACUUCUAUCACAGAUAUUCAGAUUCGGUAAUUUUUUUCUUUCUUGAGGGUAGGUUGGGGGAGUGCUUAUUUCAAUGGGGUCUCUAAUUUUAAUAAUAUUAGACUCAAGGGGUGCUUAUUUGAAUUGCUAAUUUGAGUAUUUUGCAGAUGGUUUUGGUGACCAACAUGUAUUCUGAAAAAAUUUAUACCUAUGCUUUUAAUCUACAGUAUUAAUAUCCUUAUCGCUGUCAUUUUUUUCUAUUAAAUGGCAGAUUAUUUCAGUUGUCAAUGAUUUGUAAGUAUUAUAGUUAUUGCAUUAAGAACACCUACAGGCUAUUUCUACUACAUAUAAAUGUCUCUUAAAAAUUGCAAAUCAUUGUCAUACCAACAUUUGGAUCUUCAGAUGGUGUAUCCACUGCAGUACUUUCUUCUCCUCUCUCUUCAACAACAGUAAGCUGCAAAAUAAUGUUGGACCAACAUAAGCAUACAUUUUAAUAAAUUCAAGACAACAAAGAAUUAUUUUUAAAAAAUUAAAAAAGGAAAUAAAAAUGCAUUUCUGUAACUGAUUUCUCUUAGGAAAUUACUGUUACUAUUACUGUUUCGAAUUCAAGGUACCAUGAACUUCAUUUUGGUCAAAGAGUAGGACCAGCCACGUUAGCUCCAUGUCUGGAACUACUGAAACAAUAACUCACCUUUUUUCGUGUUCGCCCAAGAAACAGUGAAAGGCCAACAAGAUGUUGCACAGCAGAUAACCUUGAAUUGCGUCCCUUGAGCAGUACUGCUCCAGCACAACCAAUUAUGGGCUUCAACAACCGUUUCUUCCUCUGGUUCCUAGAAAUUGUGGGGGGCAUUGCUAUAGACUUAAGGACUUUGUAAAAGGUAGGAGCUUCCUUCAUCCAUUCUUUGAGAACUGCAUUCCACUGAAAGUGUUUGAGGUCUCUAACAGCAGUCUUCUUUAGCAAGGAUUUCUUCUCCAGUUUACGACACUCCUUGUUGAUUUGGAGGCAGACACGAUGAAUCAAAGAAUUUCUCAAACUUUUGGAUUUAAAAGCAGCUGCGCUGAUUGCUUAAGCAGGUCGUUUUAAGCAAAGGGCUAUCCCCAGAGUGCUUUGAUCUUUGGGUAAUUCCCUUGACACAGUUUUGGAUUUGAAGUGCACAAUCACCUUGAUCAGAACAUAAGAAUUAUUGUAUAUUAAAGAACAAAAUUACAACUGAAUCAACAUCAUUACAAAGAAAACAACAUCAUUAUUCAUUGCAUUCAUAAAUAAAGGCAUACUGCUUAGAUUGAUACUUGCUUCCAAUGAUAAUGAAAUUUGGCAGUUUUUCAAUAUUAUUAUGCUUAUGCCCUGUGGUUACAAGGAGACUAAUCUGGACAGAUGACUGAGUGCUUACAUGUUUAGUUGCCACAUGUGCAAACCUGUCUAGAAUUUCCGCAAGUGGUUUAUUACACUGCAGCCUUCAUUUUACUUGGGGACCAAGACUAGUAUCUUUGAAUUCAUUCCCCAAAUUAAUAUGACAUGAUGUGAGUAAGAUCAGUACACGUAACUUAGCUGAUCUUGUAGACAAGCUGUCCUGAUAAUUACUGGAAAAAUAAUAUUAUAUUGGCUGCUUACCUUAACAAAUGUACCUUUUUUUGCACUUGGCUGGCAAUGACAGCUUGAUUUUGGAGUCUGCGUAGCAACAUUAUGUACUUCUCUGACUUGACGUAUGAUUGAUGGCUGUUCACUGACACAUGCAUGAGCCAAUGCUGCAGAUGGUGUGAGUAACUUUGGUAGAAUAUAUGCACAUUCUUUUGCUGGAUGUGUAUUUGCUGUUACCGACAUUUGUUCAGGGCAGUUGGCUUCAAAAACAAGUCUGUGACCUUUCCUCUUACGUUCUAUUCGGGUCACUGUUUGCUCGUCACCACAACUUGAUGACAAAGGAGACUGGGCAUGUUUUCUUUUUAACGAUGACAAGUAUUGAAUUGACUGUUGUUCUGCUUUUAUUGACUGUUGCCAUGCCUUUUCAAUUUGGUAUUUGCAGCUUGCACAAACUGCACGAGGCAGAGCAUCAUUUUCACUUAAAUUUUCAUUGAACACAGCCUGGUAAAUCUUUCCAAAUUCGCCAGUAAUAUUCCUCUUUCUUUUUUUAUCCAAAAACUCACAACCACACUUAAGACAGAAAUUUCCAGAGGUGUUCAUCAUCUGUUAAAAGCUAACUACUAACAUGAUUCUCCAUAAGUCACACGUGCGUAGCGUAACCUACUUAACGCGGGUAAUUUAGAAAGCCUUCCUACUUUACCUGUGGGAAUGCAUGCGCGCGUGCAUACUUGUCUGGCUCGUUCACCAAAGAAAUGCACGCAAUCAGGAAACUUUCAGUUACAGAACAUCCCCGUCCAUUUGAAAAUACUGUCUUCCCGAAAACUAACACAUGGAAACGCAUGUGAGGGUAUUUUAAAGCUUGAGCUUUCAAGACGUAUUCAAUUCAAGCUUUCAUCGAUCACGCCUUCUAUUUACGUUAUUUACGAUACCUUGUGAUCGGUCAGAAGCAGAAUUUUCUUGGUGCAAAUGGGAAUAGUCAUCCCAAACGUUUUUCCGAGUCAUCGAUAGUUCCUUCGUUUCUGUUUGGGGAAGCAGAAAAGUGAAAGAUUCCCUCGCGAAACCUUGGUGAACGAACCAGACAAGUAUGGCGAGAUAAUAGCCGUCGUGUACGAACACAUGAAAAGAACUCAGGAGAUGCUGUUCGCUGAUUGGGCACAAUAAUACAAAGGUUUUUUUGUGCCCAAUCAGGAGCCGGCAUCCGUUUGAAUUUUUGGAAAUGGUUCGGUAAGAGUCGGUACCCAGGGGCUCUUUCGCCCGUACUUGAAAACUUUCGUCCCGCCUAUUCUCUCGACCCGACUGACUGCCCCUGGGUCUCCGAGGAUGAACAUGUCCCGCAAUGUCUUAUUGCCCGUUUUUAAAAACCCUAUUCUUUUUCCGUCUUUUUGUCUAACGCUCAACCAGCUCUAAACUGACAUAGUGGUAAAAAAGGUACUCUCUCACAUGCUUGGGGGUGUGUAUUGUUUUUUUAAAGUUUCAUAAGGGUUGACGCCAUGUAAGGUGGGGGGGUCCCCAACCUCUCGAUUGUGUUGGCGUCAUACUAGGGAAAAAGGGAAAAAACUGAGCGUGGUGCUUUUUUGGGGGAAAAAAAUUGAAACGAUUUCUUGUUCAAUUUUAUAAAUAUUUCAGGUGAAUGGAGAGGAUGGUGGGUCCGCCACACAGUAGUGAUAGAGUCGUGGUGAGUGCGGUGGUUGCCAUUGAUGUCCUCCUGAAAACACAGGAUUAUUGAUUGGCGAAAUAUUCAAAUAUCCCCCGAUUGUACCAUACAAAAGGGGCAGAUCCUAAAAAAUAUACUAGUUCGAGCAAAACUUCCUAAGUGGCUAUUACUUGUGGACAGGAGUCGCACGUGUCACCUUAUUGUUAUCCUUGGGUAAUUCUGACGAUCGGAAGGGUACUGUAUUUAGCUAUUUAGUUGCAACUGAACCACAGUGGCCACAUUUUUUAUUCAGGUCAUUCAUUUGCAUCAUAUUUUUCAUUCAUGUACAGUGUCUGAGAACAAUGGAAAUUUAAAUUUGGCUAAUUAAUUCCUAUGUGGCUUUUUGCUUUUUGCUUUUGUCUAUGACAACUUUACUGCAAUUAGGUGUAUCUACCGGAAAUACCUACAUUCUCUCGUGUGCAGUCUUCCUCUAUAUUAUGCAGGGAGUCCUAGGGUGCCUCCUCAGGUUUUUGGCCCUCUGGGGCCAAAAGCCCUGCGGGGGCAACUACGGACGGGCAAUGCCCGUCAUCCACAAUUGCAAGGAUUGAGUGGUUAAAAUCAGGCAGCCGAUCCGGUUUAUGUAUGAAUGCUAUGGUCAGCGGAGUUCUCGCGUGGUACAGUAUAUUUGACAAUUAUCCUGUGAAAUCGCGCGGAAUAUCGUCUCAUACUUAGCCGACGAGGCCAUAGGCCGAGUCGGCUAAAAUCAGACGAUAUUCCGCAAGAUUGAGCAGGAUAAUUGUUUUAUUAUUCAACAAAUUGAUAACAAAAUUGAUUUCCAAGCUCAUAACAUUUUUAAACCUUUCUCUCGACAUUUUUUCACUUCACUCUUUCUUCCCAUGUACGAAGCUACGUAUAUCGCCGGAUAUCUGUUACCUACGGAUGACAGAUAUCGAGAGCAUCAUGACCAUAUUUGGAUAGUGUUACAAUUUGUUGAAUAAUAAUUAAGAAUUAUUCCAUGAGCGCACGUUGGAUAUGAAAUGAUAGAUAGCCAACGAGGCGCGCAGCGCCGAGUUGGCUAUAAUCAUCUCAUAUCCAACAAGUGCGAGUGGAAUAAUUGUUUUAUUAAAAACGCCCCCAAAAUAUAGAAACUAGACUACAAUAAAAACAAAAAGGUCCUAAAAAAUCACGCAAACCCUUGCCAUUUUUGUAGAUCAUGGUAUAAUGGCUCAUAUACCAUGAUGGCUUAGCCAAUGAAAACUCUCGAAUUGCAUUAUCCAAUGACCCAGUUUUUAAUAAAUCCUCAUACAUAACAUACCUACUACGCCCACAGCGGUCAAAUGAGUGCGCAUGCUUAAGCCACGCGCACGCGAUAGAGCGCGCGUGGGAAUGGAUUGCACUAUUUCUAUAGAAACAAGCAAGUGCCAAAAUGGCGGCAGAUUAUGUGUUUCAUUUCGCGAGGAUAAGGCGAAAACAAAACAGCUAAGGUUUUUACCUUGAACACAGCUCUAAAAGGGGAGUCUCUUUUAUAUAUAUAGUGAAAUUUCUUGUCGAAUUUUAAUACGAGUUCGUAGCGAAACAUGAAGACUGUCUCUCUGGGGCAGAUUUUCGGAUCAGAAAGGCUGUUGCCUAAGCAGUAAAACUCGGGAAAAGAACGUUUGUAGGGGCAGAAUGACUGAACUUAGUACCGAGAUGGCUCGAGUGGCGGAGGUUGACCGUGGAAAUUUUUUAUGGGAUGAAGAGGGAAAGUGACUUGAAGUGUGUAAAUCACGUGCGUGUUCACGCGAGUGCCCAAUCGUUUGACCGCUGUACAUGUGAACCUACUAAGUAUUACGGGAAAUUGGUGAGUGUUUCAUCAUCCAAGACUAUAAAAUUAUCUUCACGUGUCCUUAUCGAACGGUCAUUUUGAAAUUUACGAUACGCUACUGAGCGGCAACCUACCAAGAAACCUGGUGUAUGUGGUUGAAGCGGUUAUGAAUUCUGCUGUUGAAGUUAAAACACGCAAAGGCGACCUCGUAGAAGUCGGCAAGCAACACUUCAAUUCGUUGUAUCCACAGUUGGCAGAAUUUAGGGAGUAUGGAACUGUCAUGUGCCCUCCGAUAUUUUCGUUUAGAUACAAAGGCCCCAUCGGCGAAGCCUCUGGUGCUACACCACUUACUCAAAUUGAGGAAGCCAGUUUAAGAGGAGACACAGCUGAACUCCAAAUCUUCAAGAUGCUGGAAAAGUGUAAUCUGCCAAUGUUUGUCAUAUCCAACUUGAUAUGGUCAAAUUUCAUUCUGGAAGUUGUCCGUCAGAGGUUGCCAGAGAAUCAUCCUAGCCUAUCAAAGAUGGCUGAAACUUCAGAGACAGCGAAGGAAACAGACUUUGUAAUUAUUCAUCAGAAAAUUGGUGUGAUUCUUUUCGAGGUCAAGGCUAGCAAACGUACGCGUUCUAAAGCGAGACGUCAACUUAAUGACGCAGAGCAAUUCAUCCAAGCGCUGUUGUCGGCUAUCCGUGAUAAAGGAGGAACCUCGCAAAUAGAAAUUCCGAUUCUUAAAGUUGUUGCGAUGCCUAAUGACAAAACCCGCAACAGCCAUGCCACCGCUAGGGAACCUACACUUGACUCAUCGAAGUCAGGAACUAACACUGGAUGCGAAAAAACAGGAGAAGUUGAGUCGACGCUGAACUCGGAUGGAGUUUCCUCUAAGACUGAUUUCAUUUACCUUCGUAAAGAAAAUUUGGAUUCGUUGGACAAUUUUUUGACCUGGUGGCGAGAACAAUUUGUUAAAAGGCCAUUUGAUGAGGAACAAGAACGAGCAUUACACACUCUGCUUUCUAUCCUUGUAAGCCAGAGGACCGAAAUUAAAAGUUCAUAUGGCAGAAAAGAGCUAUCAGAUGGCGUGCUUCUUCAUAAAAUGCUCGCAGACAUAAACAAAAAUUUAACCGAAGGCCAACACUUUUUGAAGCAUAGCCACAAAAAACAACGUACCAAAACUCCUAAGAAGAAAGUGGUCGACACUGAAGUUGUAGUGAAGACAAACGACAACCCAAAUUUAGGAAUUCUGGAAAAGAAGUUUUUGUUCCUCAACCGCGAACAAUUUGAGACAUGGGAGGGCCCAUACCGUCAGGUCUUUGGUGGUGCCCCAGGCUGUGGAAAAACAAUUUUGCUGCAAUUCAAAGCACUUGAAUGUGCCAGGAAAGGAGAAAAGGUUCAGAUAUUUGUUCCAGAUCCCCUUAUGAACCUCUAUAAGAAUUUUUUUUGUGGGCAACAAAAUGUUGAUGUUCAUAAGUUAGGUGACCUUGGUCAAAUAAUUAUUGACCAUGACAGUCACUGCUUUGUUGAUGAAUUUCAGCUUGUUGCAAUAUACGUUGACACCGACCCAGGCGGAAAACAGGAACGAAGCCUUAAGAGGAACCUUGAACCCAAAGGCAAAGAUCGAUAUUUUUGGAUUGCCUGCAAUGACGUACAAUUCUUUCCAUGUGCACAGAUACCAGGCUUUGAAUCUCAGUUGUGGGGGUGGUUCUCCAAAAAGCUAAAGGAACUUAAGACCAUGAAUGAAUUUUACUGCCCUACUGAAAUGAAAACAGUAGUGAGAUAUACACGUGAAAUCCAUGACUUUGUGCAAGAAUAUCUCAGCAAAGCAGGCAUCAGUCGACCAGAAGGUGCUACUGCUCUCAGUUCAAUCAAGCUUGGCCAUCAGAUCUGUGGACCUCCAGUCAAAGUCCUCAAGGAAAAUUUUAUAGCUGAAAAUUGUGCAACACUAAUAAAAGAAGAGAUCAAGGGCUGGCCAAAUUAUAAUGAUGUUGCUGUUCUAGUUUCAAGUGCUUUUUCCCACGAGGAACUUUUCGAUAACCUGAGGUGUUCUGGGAUUCCAGUUUGCAAAGUUGGAAGUGAUGAGAAUGCAGUAGUCAUUGAUUCUGUUGACAGAAUUCACUCGUAUCAGUGGCCGUUUGUCAUUGUUGUCUCCAAUUCCAAUCCUGAGUACUCUGUGCAAAAUUACACCAUGUUUACUCGGGCUGUUGCAAAACUGGUUGUAAUUUAUUACUCAUAGUGGAAUUCAGUAUUCCUCCUGCAACCACAGAAUAAUUAUACGAAAGACACAAACUCUUUAACAUUAUGGAAGACAAACUGAUUUGAUAACAAACAUUGAUCAAACUACUGUACACAGCUGGUGUAAGUAGCAUCUUAGUGAAUUUCAAGGCUACUUAAUGAAAUUACAUUAUCAAUCUAUGCUGCUGGCCUCCAAAUCAUGAUCUUACACCUGUUUUUAAUGUUUUUAAUGUUUUUAAUGUACUACCUGUACAAUGUUUCUCUGACUGUUGUUUUAAAGGAAAAAUUAAUAUAAUAUAGACAUAUUAUGUCAAGCCUGUUAAUGUUUAUGAUAUCUUAAAAAGGCAAGAUUGUGUUAUCUUUAGAAAGGUAUCCAAGUCAAUCAGACACUCACUCUUACCUAAGUGCCAUGUGUCAAAUUGUCCUGUUAACAUCUCAGGAAAGAGACUUGUCAUUAGCCAAAGAUAACUACAAGGCAUUUUAAAAACUAUUUUAACAACCUUUUAGUAUUUAAAUACAAAUUAGCCUGGCUUGUAAUAUAGAGACUUAGAGCCUGAAUGCUAUACUGUAAAACAGAAGAUAUGUAUUUUUAUUUUUUGAAGAAUAAAAGACUGAUUUUAUUAGAAGUAGUUAUUAUUAUUAGAAUUAUUGUUAGUUAUUAUUAUUAUUAUUAUUAUUAUUAUUAUUAUUAUUAUUAUUAUGACUAUGACUAUGACUAUGACUAUGACUAUUACUAUUAUUAUUAUCUACAAUCCUGGCCAAAAUGUCAGGAUGGAGGCCUCAGUGGGGGCGAUCUAGACAUGAAUCUGCAUACAGCAUGUGAUAUCCACAUGUGUGCAAUGCAGCUUACCGUGGCCACCCAACCAACUUUUUUUACAAGUUAGCCAGUCAGGAUAUGUGAAUUUGAUUAACGGUCAUGCCUCCUUGCAAAGUCCAACAAGCAAGUGAUGCAACAAUGUAUUAUUGAAAACAUGCCGUUUUGUAUUUUAUGGCUAACUUGUAACAAUAAGUUUGUCGGGUGGCCACAUGAAGGUGGCGAAUCACAGCGGUAAUGGUUCUAGCAAUCAAUAAUGAGAAAUGUUGCAAACCUGAAAGUUAUUUUCCAUUUACCACUAGCACAUCAUUAUAAAAAAGAGAACAACAACCAGAAGACAUAAAAAUAAGAAAAAAACGAGAAAUAUAGAAGUUGGAUCUUGACUCAAACUUGGCUUGUGACUUGAAUGUAACUUGGGCUCGAACUUGACUCGUGCUACCCUUAAACUCUGGUAAAUUCCCCCAACCUUGCCUCCACGGCCCUUGCAAUGUACUGAGAAGACCCUGGAACUUGCUUCGAAAUCAGUACUCCAUGAAUCGUGGACAAUAAGCAUUCAUAAAUAACUGGAUUAUGAAAGUCAUGUUUCACAAAGUGAUGCACCUGACUGUAGUAAGGAGAACAGUGGAAGCAGAGUAGUGAUUCAUUUGCACUGAGCUAGGCACCUGUGCUGUACCCCACCUCAUUUUUAGAUACACAGUCACUUCAGUAGCAUACAUGUACAUAUGUGACCUGCAGCUGCCUCCACACUUUGAGCUGGAGAGGAUGAGCCAUAGUUCAACCAACAAGAAUUUCCUGUUGCUGGAUGUAUGGGAAAUUUGAAUGCAAAAUUAGAUGUGUGGUUAUAUAAGUGAAUGGUCUUACUUGUCAGCAUAAUUUCUCUCCAAACACACUUUCUAUUUGUUUAAAAAUGGAGUAAUUGUAGUCAGGAGAUGACAUAGUUGAUAAAAGUGUUGUUUUUUGUCACUGACUUGUAUAUUACGGUAAGACGUUUCGGCUAACUCUUAAGCCUUCAUCAGUUGAAAAAAACCACUUGAUGUUACGCGCGAUUUAAAAACUUUUAAAUUGAAACGUUGCGCGUGCUGUAUGCGCGUGACUCGAGAGAAUUUAAGUACGUGCAAGGCAGUUGUAGACUUCUGGGAUGACCAUGUGAUCAUUCCCAGCGUUCGGGUCUUUUACGGACAUCCAAGCCUCCAGAAAAAGCCGCUGAUGGUAAUGCGCCUCAUGUCCGACGACUUCAACGUUUUCAAAAUCCAUAUGAUGAUGAUGCUCGUGAACAUGGCACGCAAGUUUGGAGUUAUGGUCGAACAUCAGAACAGCCUUUUUGUGCUCAGAAACCCGCGUCUUCAGUGCUCUUUCGGUCUGGCCAUAGUAUACAAAAUCGCAUUGACUGCAAUUGAUUCUGUACACUAUUCCAGAUGACGGACGGUCGGUUUCAUCCUGCUGCUUGGGUUGAGGAAAAAGACUGUUGAUGGUUUUCUGUGGCUGGUAGGAAACUCGCAAACUUUGUUGCUUUAGCACGCGACCAAUUCUUUCGGAGACGCCCUUAACGUACGGGAGUACUACUUAACCAUUCGUGGUAGGCUGAGAUGGUUUUGUUGCCAGCGCUCUUUUGCAUUCCUUGAUAAAGCCAGACGGGUAAUUGUUCUCUCGAAGCACCGCUUUUACUCUUUGCACCUCCUCGCGUUUUCCUUUACUCGUGGAAGGAAUGUUUCUCGCGCGAAGGAGUAACGUGUUAACCACUGAUCUUUUGUGGCACGAGGGGUGGUGAGAGAGAAAGUAGUACUCCCGUACGUUAAGGCGUCUCCGAAAGAAUUGGUCGCGUGCUAAAGCAACAAAUUUUGCGAGUUUCCUACCAGCCACAGAAAAUCAUCAACAGUCUUUUUCCUCAACCCAAGUAGCAGGAUGAAACCGACCGUCCGUCAUCUGGAAUAGUGUACAGAAUCAAUUGCAGUCAAUGCGAUUUUGUAUACUAUGGCCAGACCGAAAGAGCACUGAAGACGCGGGUUUCUGAGCACAAAAAGGCUGUUCUGAUGUUUGACCAUAACUCCAAACUUGCGUGCCAUGUUCACGAGCAUCAUCACCAUAUGGAUUUUGAAAACGUUGAAGUCGUCGAACAUGAGGCGCAUUACCAUCAGCGGCUUUUUCUGGAGGCUUGGAUGUCCGUAAAAGACCCGAACGCUGGGAAUGAUCACAUGGUCAUCCCAGAAGUCUACAACUGCCUUGCACGUACUUAAAUUCUCUCGAGUCAUGCGCAUACAGCACGCGCAACGUUUCAAUUUAAAAGUUUUUAAAUCAUGCGUAACAUCAAGUGGUUUUUUCAACUGAUGAAGGCUUAAGAGUUAGCCGAAAUGUCUUACCGUAAUAUACAAGUCAGUGACAAAAAACAACACUUUUAUCAACUACACUUUCAAUUCCCUUGCUCAUUCAAGUCCCACGUAAAAAAUGUGAACUGUUGUACAGUCUAAAGCAAUGAACCCUCUGAAUCUUAUUACCCAAGCAUAAAUUAGUCUGCCUGGGUCAUAUUAGUCCACCACAAAAAUGGCAAAAACCAAAGGAAACAAUUGAAUAAGCCAUGCCCGACUUGUUUUGAACCUCAUUAUGAAAGCAGGGCUAACUGAUUGCAAAGUAUUAUGAAUUUCAAAACUACAGUGAAACCCCGCUUUAAGACACCUGCUACAGACACUUGUUAUUACGAACAGUUUUCGUGGUCUGGCUCCAUACAUUUUCCUUAAAUUAACCCACUUAAUAAGGACACUCUCAAAUACGGACACUUCCUGGUUCCAAAGGUAUCUAAUAAUGGGGUUGACUGUAGUUUUCAUUCAUAUGCAAACAAAACUAAUUUUCAUAUGAAAAGCUUUGCAAUGAUUGGUCAGCAGAUGUGCGCGCGGGGUCCCAGUAGUCGGCUUAGGGUUAUGCGGUGCUCUUAGGGUUAUUGGUCAGCAGACGUGCACGCAGGUGCGGGUCCAAAAGUCAUUGCAUUUGGGGCGACCGUGGGGCUAGGGUUUACCUCCUCAAGGAGUUAAACGGGGUUAAGGGGCAGUGUGACGUCAUUUUUUCUCUAAGUUUUAUUGGCGGCCAUCUUGGGUGGGGGUGGGGGAAGGUAGAUUCCGGAACAGACCCUACUACUUCGUUGAAGGUGGUGGAAAUCUUCAUUUUUAAGACCUUACAGUAGUUUGGUAAGCUUGAUGUGUACAGUAGUUGUUUUACAUUCAUACAUUAUGCACAGUGUUUUACUAGACAUGCUUAAGGCUGAUGACAUCUACAGGCAUGAUAUUCAUUUAUGUUGUUGUCCAUUUUGUACUUAACAGGAGAACUCCAGUGAAAGAUUGGUCUUAAAGUUUUGGAGACAGGAGGAAAUGCGGUUAUUGGGUAAGGUUGAACAGGCUGACACAGCCUUGCUGGGUUCAUCAUUACCGAAGCUGUUCAAUUACCUGUUUUAAAUUUUGUUCAAAUAUCUAAUUUUAAUUAAAUGGCUAGCUCUGCGAGCAAGCAAUAUAACCCAAAUCCUGCACUGUGAUUGGCUACCAGAGUGGGCAAGAUGGUGCUAUCUUGCCCAAUGAGAAUUAUGCACUGUCUCCUGCAAGAAAAAGUUUGUGAAGCCGAAGAAGCAUAUCCUAUGUAGUAAAUCCUCUAUUGACCAAGCUAAUGUUCUGUCAAGAUGGCAGGAUAAUUUUUUAUUGACCUCAUUGUUUUUAUCAUGUUUAUACGGUCUUGUCUCAAGGCCAGGAUUCAGUCAUCUAAUGACCACAAGAUUUGUCAAUAACUUAAGCUUCCAGCCUCGGUGGGUUAGUAAUCACUGACAUUGCUAUUUGUUUUUCAAUGGUCUGACUACUGUAGUUAUCGGCAGUGCUUUGACCUUGAGGGUGAAUAUGGCAUUGUAGUACGAGGCAUUGGUACUGCUGUGACCUUGACCAGUGGUGUUCUUACUGGAGGAACCUCUCGUCCAUCCACUCCGAUUCGUCCACUGGCAUCCUCUGGGGAACUGGGCCCUGGAAGUCAUGUGUCAGAAUCUGGGUGAGCUGAUGUUUUUAAAGAGGCUCAGUCACGGCAUCUUGAGUUAUUUUGAACAUUGAAAAAAAUAACCGUUAAAUUGAAGGAAACCUAAAAAUAACACUUUGUAAAGAUAGAAAAACAUCAAAGAGACAAUAAUAAAUCAUAAAGGAACAAGGAUGGUUAAGGAUGGAGAAGAUUGACACGGAUUGCAAACAACGAAUUUGAAAAGUUUUGCUAAGCUUUUCAAACGUGACUGAGCCCCUUUAAAUUUCCGUGGAAUAAAAAGAUUUCUUAAAAUAAUGGUAUGAAACUGUCCAAGGUAUUAAUAAUUUUUAUAGCAUGUUUAAAAAUUUAAAAUAAACUGCAAGUUGAAAUCUCGAUUGUUGAGGGCAUAAUUUUAUGCUAAAGGUCAGUGUCCAGCAAACAUAGACUGCAGACCUCGGGGAUUUCAUUAGUGUUUUACCAAGAGGGCCACUGGUUUUCACAGGGGGGGGUAAUUAAACCCCUGAGACCUGCAAACUGGCAAACUUGCAUUAGAUACAUGAUUUUAAAGUAAUUACUUACUCUAAAAUAAAAGCUGCUACUAACAGAACACAAAAUUCUGUUACUGUUUUUCUUCAGAUUUAACUUCCCAGAGUCGUUCCAAACCUUGCCAGUUCCAUCCAGUAAAGUCAUGGCGCCAGCUGCUUUGCGAAGACGGGUUUCAUCAUCUGAUUCGGAUCCAGGCUCAGAAUCUCCACCUAAAGGUUAGCAUAAAUUAAACGAUAAAUUAAAUUAAAUGAAUUAAAUUAAAUUAAACUAUUAAUCACCAUCAUUGUCGUCAUCUACAUGUUCAUGUAGUUGCCCCAAAAGAAGUUAACAUUUAAUGAAUGGCUUGAUGUAAUGUAUGAUUUCUCUUAGUUCAGUUUUUAAAUUUGCUCAAUUUUGAGAACAAGAAAGAUUUCUAGUUUUCUCUUAUUUUCCUCUUGGAAGUUUGAAGGUUUGUGUUUUUGCAGAGGCCCCUUUUUGCUUUUUUUGCCCUAGUUUUGUAGCCUUACUGUGCAGGGGCUGGAGAGGACAAUCAAAUAAAAUUCCAUGGGGAUACCCAUACCUUUUUAGGGAGCCUCUGCCAAGGAGAAACUUAUAAUUGUGUUCAUAUAUUGUAACACAUUCCUAGCUAAUUCAGUUGGUACUGAGAAUUUUUCUUAUGGACAUCCAAGAAACUGACCUGCAUAUAAUUAAGCAUACACACUUUACACAGACUACAAAUUUAUGCAGACUAUAAAUUCAGUUUAACUUAAUCCAAGUUCUGAUUCAUUUUGUAUUUAACAUAAAUUCUAUCCAGUUCAGACUACUUUCAUUAGUUUUUAUAUACUGUACACCCAUGGAUGUAAAUUACUUGACUUUUAUUACAGAUAUUUUUCUGUCUCAUAUUCAUUCAGACCGCGUGGCUGUGCUGGCUACAAGUGCAGGGGUUGAUAGUAACAGUAGCAGUGCUUGUGGCACCCCUUUCACCAAGGCCAAGGGACUUUGGCAGGUCACUCAGAAACAGAAGAUGGUUGAUGACUUGGUAAAUGAAUUUUGUACAUCUAAUAGUAAUUACUUUUAAUUCUAGUCUGGCUACUUUAAGAGGUUUAUCAGGCCUUACCUGAACUCUAUUUUCUGUAGCAUGAAGUUUUAGAAUCUGGAUUGUGUGAUUUGCAUGGCCAAUAGUAUUCAAGAGGGUCGUAUAGGGGGGUCUCUGGCACUGUUCACGAACCUAACAGUUCAUGGGUAUGAAAAUUUCAUUUUCCCAAAUUGCGAAAAUAAAAAUUAAAAAAGAUACUCUUUUUAGUGACCUGUUCUUACAGUAGAAACAGCGUUUAAAGGGAGCAAAAAACGCAAAUGGUACGUCAAGGCUCUAUAUGGCAAAUAGCAUGCCCAAGUCACUCUUGAUAGACCAUUCUUACCAUUCAGAAAACUUGUGUCUCUAAAUCACAAAGAAUUGAGUGCUAAAAUCAGAAAUAUCGGUUAAUAAUUCAGUUAGAACUUCAUGGGUCAUGCAAAACCUUCAGGUCACGAAUCACGAAGAAUAAUUUCCUAAAUCACAUUUCAUGGGAAAAAAUGAGCUAAUCACGCAUCAAGAGAAUACCCCUGUACAACCCUCAUCCAAUAAUAGAUGCUGAUCUUUAAGCUAACACAAUGUCCUACUAGGGAGACGACUUUAGAAUUGGUAUUAAUGUUGAACUUUGUAAUAGGUUCUCAGUUGGUAAUUAAGCUCAUGUCUACAGAACUGCGUUCAUUUUUCAUUCAUAUCCAUUCUCAAACUGUAAGUAAUCAUCAUGCAUCUAGGGAACUCUACUCAUUAGGCACAACAACAUUAAUAUUUCGUUGUCAGCAGUGGCUCGUGUCCAAGCAUCAAUUUUUUUCUAACGGUAGUGUGUCCUCUUCUUUGAUGGCCUUGCAGGUGCAGGCUCAGUAGGACAAUCCUUGGAUAGAAUUUUGAGGGGAGAGGAUGUGAGGGUGGGGAGGGGUGAGGGGCUUCAAGGCAGUGUUUUUGUUCUUCAUGUUUUCAGCUUUGCAUCUCAAAACAGGAAACAAUAAUAAUUUAAACUACAAUAAUUUGAAGCUUACAACUAUGGUAUUAGCUGCCUAUAACAAACUCCAUUUUCAAAGCACUUUAAAUUUGUACAUAUUUCAUGCUCAAUUGACCCAGUCACUAGGAUUUAGGUACCAUUUUGGUCUACAGGGAUGACGUCAGAAGUGGAACAAAGGCCAAUGCUUGUCACAGGCAGUGAUGGGCAGCACAGUCAUCAAUGAGUUAAAUAUAAAACAAAUUAAUAAAUUUAAGUAAGUUACAGUGUACUCACUAAUUAAAGAUAUGAAGGUAAUCCAAAAAAUUAAAAGCUAAUAUUACAACAAGGCAAAAAGGCAAUAACAAUAACAAUAACAAUAACAAUAACAACAACAACAACAACAAUAACAAUAAUUAAUAGUAACAACAACAACAACAGAGACAAGCAGUUUGUUUUACAUCUUUCAGGAGUUUCCAUUCUUUACCAUUUUUGAGACACAUUGGCGGUGUUGUAACAGCACGAUCUGUGAAACUUCUGCAUAAAAUCAAUCACCCAGGUACAUGUUUCCAUGAGCAAGUCUAGUUGGCAAGCAAGUCUAGUUAGCAGGUGAUUUGUCUGGGCUCUUGUCAAUUAGGCAACUGAAAAUGGAAUGUUACUUGCCUGGUGAGAAAAUCUAUUUGUCCUGGACAACUGGACAACACUUUUUUCAAGCACUGUAAAUGCAAGAAUGCACUGUGACCUCAGACAUGGGCAAAGAUAAACCACAUGACUCUAGAAAAGAAAAUGUGAUUGCCAAUAACAUGGUAUUAUGAGACAAAGCCGUUAGCCAUAAUGAAAACUGCUAGUUGAUGAGAUAUUCAAGAAGGUGUAAUCUCACUUACUACAUUUAAAUGAUCAUAAAUCUUGCUUGCUUCUUCAAGAUUGUUGUCUAAGAAAAUUUCUGAGCUUGAACCCAAAGGUUCCUAACCAAGAAAUCCUGGGUGUCCAGCACUUAAUCUUAUAUGAAAAAGUAUGUUUUCCAGUCACCUUAAGGCAAAAGUUAGUCACUUGUGUGGCAUCCAGGCACUUCAAUAGCACAGCCUUGUUCUUUUUAACACUAGAUGAGCCAGAAACACGAGAUGCCUGGUGGAGUGAGGUGAGAAUGGAGAUCCGCUCUCAUGCCAGAGCUCUUGGCUGUCAUGCAGUGAUAGGAUACUAUGAAGUUACCAGCAUAUGGUGAGAAAUUUUGUCUCACUAACAGUAACAACUAUUGUGUACAACAAUGUUGCAAGGUACAUGUAUUUUAGGUAGUUCACCAAUGAGUGAUUGAAGUUGUGAUGCGUGGAAAAUUCUUUGAUUCUUGUACCCUCUACCUGUAGUGCAGCUCUGCUUUCUUGCAUACAUUUCCAUGGUUCUGUACAAAGAGCAACCUUUCUCAAAAUACCAUAACUAGAACUACAUGUUGCACCUCUUGAUUCUUUACUCACAAUGGUGACAAUAAACAUAUUUUUAUACUACAAUAUUGUUUUUCUUCAUAGUGAUGAGCUAAUAGUAUUGUCAGCAUCAGGGACAGCAGCAUGUAUAGACCUGCAGCUAGCUACAACAGAACCCAGUGGAAUUCCCCAUGGCAUUCUCUGUAUGUACUUGCACUAGAUCACACAUUUGUUUGGGUGUUCUGACAUUGUACAUGGAGUGAACUAACAUUGAUAAUGUUCCAUGAACAUGUCAAAAAACAUCUCCAGUAGAAUGCUGUAUCUUUUGUCCCAACUUUUCAUGUUGUUAUUAUUAGCUUUUUCAAGUCUAAAGUACAACUACAAUCAUGGACAAAAGUGCAUGUUGACACAUUUGAGCAGAACAAACGUUUUCUAUCAGCGUCCUUCCGUAAUUACAAAAAAGAUCUUUUUUGUCGAUAGCUAAACCCCCUCUCCCCCCUUUUCAAUGAUGAAGUAUGCUCAGUGGAUACUGUCACAUGGUUACAACAUUGAAAAGAGGAGAGGGGGUUGAAAUGUGAAAAUUGGAGGUUGAAAAACUCGUUUUCAACGAAACAGGAUAUUUUUGGGGGGAGUGUCUCAACUGCUUUUGACCAUCAUUGUAGCUAACCAUUGACAAUGUGGCUCUCUUCUUUGUAAUAGUGUUGUCAGUCUUUACAAGUGAUUCCAAAAAACAACAACAAAAUUUCUUUUGAAUUAUUCAUCUUGUAGCUCCUGUUGUGGAGAAAGGCCAGGCUGUCCCACCAACUUUGCCAAGUCACACAGAUCCACUUGAACCAGUCACCAUUGAUGUCACUGAACAGGAUGGGUAAGUAAACAAAACAGUGCAGUGAUUUUAAAUAGUCUUGAUGUCCCUCCAGAAUUACUUGGAGAAUGCAUGAAUAUCAAAGCAAUAGCUAUUAUCAAGAUGGUCACUAAUGGAGUUAUUGAUAAUUAAGUUAAUUCAUUUAUCUGUAUCUUUAAAUGAACUCACAGAACAUCACUUGGUGAAGAGAUCUUGUCAACUUCUCCUGUUCCUGGCUGUUCAGUGUGCCACAUUCCUUAUUCUGAUGUAGAGUUACCUUUUCCUAUUAUACUAUCAAAAUGCCAAGUUUGUCGGUAAGUGUUUAUGAAGGGUACAGUCAAAAGAGAGCUGAGUAUAAUUUUUGUUCAUCAUACCAAUCAUGUUUCAUUCAAUGUGUUUUUGACCAAUGUUAAGCAUCCAUGUGAUGCAUGACGUCUGAUCUAUGGAUUGAGAAGUUGUAGUUUGAGUCCUAGCUAGGGUGCUUGUGGUCUGUUCUAAGGCAAAACAUCCUACUCUCACAGUACCUCCCUCCACCCAAUGGAUUAUUGACCAAAUGUGCAGUCAAGAUGGCUGGAUAUUGGCCAAGCUGUUUCUUUUUUUGUGGAGGUCCAUAAACUCCAGAAAAGAACAAGGCCAAUAUCAAGACAUUUUUACCAAGUGCUUAGCUUGGUCAAUAAAGGAUUUAUGAUAUGGCAUUUGGGGAAAUUUUUCUUGCGGGACAUAGUGGGUCUCAGUCCUGAGCGGGCAAGACAGAUCCCUCUUGCCCACUCAGGUAACCAAUCACAGUGCAGGAUUUGGUUCAUCUUGCCCGCUCAUGGAGCUAGACAUAUAAUACAAAUUGGUACUGGUGAAUUGUUGGGGCAACCUAAAGGAAUGCUGUGGAGGAACCUGUGAUGGACUAAGAUCCCAUCCAGGUGGAGUAACAAUACCUCUAAGCUCCUUCUUCAUGUUAUGUGAGCUGGAGGUUAGGGCUGACCUUUUUUGUCAUAGAGGCUAAGACAAUUUCUCAUUAUUUUAGGUAGAUUUCUUUUUUUUCAUUUGUUAACAGGUAUAGGAAAGUUCCUGAUGUGAUAUUUGCUACAAUUGAACCUCCUGUUGAAUCACCCAUUGUUGGUAGAGGCUGUCUUCUUCAGGCUCGGUAUUCAGUAUGAAUUUCUUAAGUUAUGCACCUCAUGGAGGCUUCCUUAUCUCUGAACUACAGUGUUAGUUAUUCCCAGCCAGGAGUCUGAAAAUACUACAAGAAUUUAGUGACUGAAUACCAAACCUAUCAUGUCAUGUGAUGGAGCAAUCUCUCCAUCAUGCAUAUAUGAAGUGGCAUCAUCAACGUUGUUACAGUUGCUGUUAGUGUUAAAAUAUAAACUACUUUGGACUAAGAACUCUAGGUUGGGUAGUGAUAACACUUGUAACUAACAUGACAUGUCUAUAACUCUGCAACAUUUGAGGUAUGUAACCAAUGUGUUUUAUCACAGGGUUUGUAGAACCAAAAAGAAGGAGAAAGGUGAAGCAAAUGCUGAUAUUGUUAGUUCUGUAAGUACAUGUACUGACAGAUAGUGAGCUGGUUAUUGAACAUUCUUUGAUUUCUGUUUGAAUGUUCUUUGAAAGAUGAGAUUCAAGAAUGUAAUUAUAAUGAUUUAAUCUUGAUUUGGUUUUGUCAGUUGUGAACAUGACAAUCUCCAUUUCACACCUUAAAUCCCUUAGCACCAAGCUAAUUCACUGCGACAUAUAUUAUUAAUAAAACUUACAUUCACCUAAGAAAUAAAAUAACAUUUAAAAAGAUAUCCUUUUAGAGCUGGCUUAAAAGCACUGCCAUUGGGGCCACACCUAAUAUAGUUAGGAAGGCAGUUCCAUAACUUUGGGGCACAUACAGAAAAUGCUCGGUAUCCAUGUAAGUUUUUAGAUUCGAUGGAGGAACUUCAAGCAGAAAUUUUGAUGAAGACCAUAAUAACCUAUUUGGGGUGUAUAAGUUCAGAAGAUUACCAAUGUAACCUUUAAAAGUUAUUAAGAGUAAUUUAAAAGUAAUAAGAUGUUCAACGGGUAGCCAAUGAAGCUCCCUGAAUAAUGGCAUGAUAUGGUCAUACUUGCAGCCACCCACAAUUAAGUGAGCUGCAUAAUUCUGUACAAGCUGCAACUUAUGUAAAAGGCUACAAGGAAGGCCAUUUAGCAAUGAAUUACAAUUGUCUAGUCUUGAAGUAACAAAGGCAUUAACUAAAAUCUUCAUGACGAAAUACAAGGUGUUUGUAUUUCCUACUACCUAUUUUGUGAAUUUCAUUUUGGCCCACUUUUUACCCCUCUCCAGAUCUUACCAUUUCUAGAAUACGAACUGCACCAACAGCUGUUAAACAAGUUAAAGGUAAGUUCUGCACAUUCAGUUAUAGCACCCCGCUAUAACGAUCCCCGCUACAACGAAGAACACGUUAUAGCGAACAACAUUUGAAAGCCUGGCAGAAUUACAACAAAAUAUGUGGAAGCAAACUCGGCUGUAACGAACCCCGCUAUAACGAAAUCCCCGCUAUAACAAAAAGAUUUUGACGGUCCCAACGCACAAUUUACCCUGCUAUAAAGAAUAUUUUGUAUUGUCACAGUCAGUAAAAACAACAUGAUGGUACAAGUGGUUGACAAGCCAAACACGACUGCUAGUGGUCAAGAUAGGGAAAUUUGGACCUUCAAAGCUUUGCUUAGCUGUUUACUCACAAGUCUGUAGACUGUUUUGCGUGGUGUAAAUCCCAUUAUUCAGCUUGGCUCAGCUUGGUUACCCCGCUAUAACGAAUAUUUUUGUUGUUAACCAGUUAAUUUGUCAUUAUAACAGGGUCUUUGCUAUAACGAAGACCCCACUAUAAUGAGCAUUUUUUUGGUACCAUGACACUUCGUUAUAGCGGGUGCCACUGUAGUAGGCUGGACUAGUCUAUGAGAAAAGGGUGUGGUUUUUAAGAUCUAUGUCCAUCCUCACUACUACAUGUAGUUAAGUUUAAUGACCCUUUAUCAUCCCCUCUAACCCUUGUGCUGGUUAACUAAAAUUAAUGAAUAUCCUCUACAACCCUAUCUGCUGCUGUCAGAUAAAUACUGAUUACGGAAAUCACGAAGACUAAAUUUCUGCUUGGCCGACAUACAGCUGCUAUGAUGUUUUCCAUUACGGUCAAGUGUUGACAUACUGCUUUAUUUCUUGUUUCCCAAUUUGAAGUGUAUCUAAGUUUUGAUUCUGGUGGGCAAGCUUCUUAAGAUUUUUUUGUCUGGCAGGUGAAGGGCAUGAAUGCACUCUUUGGACUUCACCUUCAAAUAUCAGUAGGAGAAAGCCUUAUUGUUGGAACUGCAGUAAGCUGUUUUGGAUUUUUUCAUUAUGAUAAUAUAGAUUGUAGAUUUGCCAUUGUUCUAACUUCUAGUUAGAAAUAAUGCAGAUGUAAGCAAGUAGCAGCUAGAAAAUACAUGUGUGUCUCCUUGCACUUCUUGAUAGAGGAGAUAGAUGAGCCACCAUCAUCCUUAUUGCACUGGUACUGUGGUUUUGUGGGCUAUAAUUGCUGUUCUGUUGGCUACUUUUUGUAAUGAAGUACAUAUCUUUUUUGCAGUCAUCCACAGCAGUUUUCUUGGCUGCUUUGCCCGCACCACCAUUACUGAAGAUCACUGGACGGGUAAGUCACGAGCAAUAAUUGAUAAUCGGUAAUUUUAAACUUGUUUUCAAUUUCUAAUAUGGUUGCAAAACAGAUUCUGUAUGUUUUAAACAUGUAAGCGGACCAUCACUAACCCCAAGUUUUAUUUCCUACUUUAUUCCCUCUAUAACUCAAGUGUUACAGCACUGUUAACACUCAUGGGGCACAGCAGCAUAGAGAAGACAGGAUUUACAUAGCCAUGCUUUUUUCUCUUAACAGCGUAACCUGUCUGCCGAAGAAGAUAAGCGACUUGCUGAGAUCCAGAAACAAAUUUUGGAAACAACUAACAAGAAUAGAGCCAGCUUCAGACUUAAAGAUACUGUCCAUAUAGUAAGAACCUACUUUUAGUAUUACAGUAUAAUUUUAAUUUUUUUUCAAUGGUUGUGUUCAGUUGGCAUGGUCACAUCACAACUAGGAUCCAAAUAUGUUUGCUUAUUGAGAAAUUGUGCUUGGUUAGCUUUCUGGCGAGAAAUACAUUCACAAUAAACAUGCUAUUAAUAAUUUAUCAAAGCAGAGAUAAACUUUUUGGCCAGUGAGGUACAAAACCCAUGAUGGUGCCGUUUGGCCUAUACAAUGCUCCAUGCACUUUCUAAAGGUUAGAGUCAAGUUGUAUGCAUUUUGUUUAAGGUGUGCUAUUUUGUUACACAAAAACACUCUUUCUAAGAUUUAAAGUUCAAGUGUACAUUUCUAUUUGUAGCAGACUCCUAAGGGAACACCACCACAAGUCCAUCACAGAAGGUUCAAGCAGUGACUAUGGCUGAUUUAGAACAAGAUGAAGGACCUAAGGCAGACCUUGAUUUGUGUACAGGGCCAAAAGAUGCAUAUGUUGUGGAGGUCUUUUGAUACUUACUAUUUAUUAUGUUGUGUUGUACUGAGCAUUAUUGCUAUGUGUACUGUUUACUCUCAAUAUUUUACUACUUUGCAGGUUUAGAACAUGAACUAGGGUACACUUGGGAGAGAAAGGUGUAAUAGAGCUAAUUUUAUGGACUUGUUGGCACUUGGGGUUACGAAUAGUCUGCUAAUACAAAGCACUGCUACUAGAGAAUAAUAUACAAUGUACAUGGCAAAGUGUUACUGUGGCCAGAAAUUCAUGGGAAAGAGUGUGUCAUUGUGCUUGCUUAAAGCAAAGUCCAUCAUUCUUUGAAGCAGCUUUAUUAUAACACAAGAUAUGUUGCUUGCUGAUUCCAUAGAACUGAAGGCAAAUAAAUAUUGCGUUUAGGUUGAUGACAAAAAAGAUGAAGAUGUGGUAGCUGUUCUGCUUGAUGAACCAGCUCCUGAAGGUCAGAGAGGAAUUGUUUUUAGGCGUAGUGCUAAUUACAAGCCAACAGCACACACUGUGAUAUGAAAUGGCCAUUAGUUUUCUUUACUUACUUCUUGGAUAUUUUUUCUAUUUUUCAUGCACAUAAACCAGCAGAUAUCUAUACAGCAUUUCAGUGAAACUCUUAAGGCACAAAGUAUUUGGAAAUUUAGAUGUUGACUAGAAAAGAUCAUUCCUCACCAUUGAGGUUUAUUAUCAUAUAAAUGUUGUAAUAACAUUUGUUUAUUAUCUACCUACAAAGGUUUUUAUUCCUGUAACACGGAGACACUUCCUGGUGUGAUCAAUCUUAAAUCAGGAGUGAAGGUAUAUGUGAAAUGUAUUUCUUCCCAGAGAGAAGCAAAUCUUCUUAACAUUGUGAAUGUUCAGUAACUGAUCUCAGAUGAUGUCAAAAUGUGUUAAGGACAUUAAGGUGGCACAUGAGGCGAUACAUGAGUGUGUCAUGGAUGUUCUUACUAGAUUUGACUUCUUCUGUUACCAGUUAUGGAACAUAUGAACAGCAACAUUGAAUCUGCUUGUUUUAUAAAAUAACAAAGCAAAAAAUGUUUAUGACAUCAUUUAUGCAUCUCCCCUCCAGUUGACACUAAGUACGAACCAAUCAAGAUUUGAGAAUAGUUUGAUGUAUUAUAGUGUAAUUGCAGAUUAAUGUCAAAUUUCUUUUAGAUGAUAACAGCAGUUCAGAGAAAAACACUAAGUGAUGAAGACAUACGGACAAAUCAGCAGUUCGCUAAGCUGUUUGAAGACACAGUCAAAGUAAGGUGUUUUAAUGCAUGAAUCUUUCUACAUCUGAAUAUCGUCCUGAAAUGCUUGUAGUUUCAUCAUCGCACUUGGUGAAGUGUUUGUCCAUCUUUCAUAUCAUCGAAAGUGUCUCCCCUCCCAUUACACCUGAGAACCAUUUACCUGUCUUUGUAUCAAACCCAAGGAAGUAUGAUAAUUUGCAUCCAAUGAGUUGUCAAUCCAUCUGUCGCACCUGGAGAAGUGUCUGGCCACUUGUUCCACAGGGGUGUCUGUCCUUCAAAGUUACACCCAAAAAAUGUCUUCCCAAAUAAUAUACCCAGAAAAUCUCUACUUCUUCACACCUGCUGACUGUCUGCUACUUUGUUACUCCUAAGAAAGUGUCUGCAUCUAUUAUACUCAAGGGAGUGUCUGUCCAUCAGCUACAUCUAAUGGAGUGCCUAGAUUUCUUAAUAUGUGAUGAAGUGUCUGUCACCCUUCAGAAUGUGUUUUCCACUCUGUUACACUCAAGGAAUUUUCUCAGUCACUCCACACAUAGUAUAAGCAUUUCUAGUUUGUCACACUUAGAGAUAACCUCUCCAUCUGCUGCAAGCAAGGUAACUUUUUACCUCUGAGUGGGCAUGUCUAUUCAUCCUUUGUAUCCGAGUGACUGAAGGGGUGUUCAUUUGUUUGCUUUUGUUGUUUUUCGAAAGAGUGUUUGUUGCAGAAAUUAGUUUGAUUAUCCAGCCCAGAGACAUGUUUGUAUUGAGUACCCUUAACUAGUCUUUCAAGUUUUUUGAAUUCACGUUUUCCUGAAAGUUAGUACAAGUUACAGUGGAACCCAGCUAUAACGAAGUGUCACGGUACCGAAAAAUAUGUUCGUUAUAGCGAGGUCUUCGUUGUAGCGAAGACCCCGUUAUAACGAAUUAUCUGGUUAACAACAAAAAUAUUCGUUAUAGCGGGGUAACCAAGUUGAACCAAGCUGAACAACGGGAUAUACACCACGCAAAACAGUCUACAGACUUGCGCGUGAACAGCUACAUUUAAAUAAAGCAAAGCUUUGAAGGUCAAAAUUUCCCUAUCUUGACCAAUAGGAGUCGUGUUUGGCUUAUCAACCAUUUGUAUCAUCAUGUCGUUUUUACUGACUGCGAGUGACAGGACAAAAUAUUCGUUAUAGCAGGGUAAAUUGUGCGUUGGGACCGUCAAAAUCAAUUCGUUAUAGCGGGGAUUUCGUUAUGGCAGGGUUCGUUAUAGCGGGGUUUGUUUCCAUAUAUUUUACUGUAAUUCUGCCGGGCUUUCGAAUGUUGUUCGUUAUAACGGGGUCUUCGUUAUAGCGGGGUCCCACUCUAGUACAUCAAACAGGCAGUUGAAAGACAUUUCUCCUGAUGAUGGCGCUGCAUGUGUUUGGUGUUUCACAUUUUACUGAAAAGGUUAUUGUUUUGUUGACAUUUCAGAGCUUCUGGUUCAAGCUUCGCAGCAAGUCCCCCUGUUGCCUUUCAAAUAUUCACUUUGAUAUUGAAAUUCCAGAAGAUGACAAUAUUCAGGUAAAUUAAGUUUUCACCGGUUUUGAUUAUUUUUUGAGUGGACAAUAUUGGAAACAUUUAUGACAUUACUUUUUCUUUGGCAAUCAUUCCUUAGGUCGCUGUGACAGGUGUGGCACUUUGUAUAGAGGAAAGACAAGGAGAAGAGGGAAGUUUUCUCAAGAACAAAAGAAAUCUUUGUGAGAGAUGUAAGUUAAAGUAGGCUGCCUGGCAGCCCUUUUCAACUGCUCUGGAACAGCCUGUCCUCUUUUACAACAGUCAGGGGCUUUAAUAUGACAGUUUGUCCUCCUGAGAAAACUCAUUUGUAAGAAUCUAGUGCGAGAUAAAAAGCAAGUGAUCACUAGCUAAUGACCCUAACAAGAACAACAUUGAAAAGACAAUAGGGGUAGAGUCAUGGAAAGUGAAAUCUUGACAUGUUCGCUAUGAUAAGGUUUCGCUGUGUCAGAAUCCUUUUACAUAUAUUUUACUAUUACUGGAAAAAAUAUCGCUUGUUGUACUGAGGACUUUGUUAUGCAGAAGUUCCUUAAAUCGAGGUUUCACUGUAUUGCUCAAGAAGCAAUUUUAUAUCGCAGUGGACACUUUUACAGAGACUGUCUCGACUAUGAUAAAAAUUGACUGUAUGUUGUAACGUAUUAUACUAAGAUGAAGCGAAAUAACGUGCCUUUCUGUUUUAAAACUUCAUACCAGUUGUAGUUAUACAAUGCUCUCUCGUGGUAUACCAUGGAAUAUCCCACAAGUCUUGAGGGAUAUUUAUGAUAUACCACGAGAGAACGUUGUAUAUUUAUUAUAUAACACUUUUUCCUUCCCCUUCCCCUCCCCCCUUGUCCUUUUUUUUUCCACUUAACGCCUACUCCCUCGGGAAAUAUUUCCUUGCCCCAAUCCUUGACAGUUACCAAAUCCAAAAUGGCGGCCUAAUACGAAAAUGUGCACUCGCGCGUCCAAACACGCCUGCACUGCAGGCUACCCAUGAUGUUAAGGUUGGGUGUAAUACCGUGAAAUACACAACAGCUUUUCUGUACUCUGAUUGGCUGUAUUGUUUGUGGCAAUGUAUAAAUGUAUUUAGUGAAUACGUGUAAUCUUCAUGAUUUUUCAGCUUAUUCUCGUGUAUCACAUAACUCUGAGAAUGGUGUGGAGUCUGAUGACCUACUUUUUCCCAUUGAAGAGGUUGUGGAUAAUACCUCGGUGGAAAACAUCAACUCCGAAUCAGGUAACAUGACAAGUCAUGCUAUUUAUGAACACCUUUGUACACACCUAAAGUACAUUCUUGUAACAUGGUUUAACUGUAUAUGGAAAAAAAAUAGAUGGACAGAAGAUGGAAUCAAAAUUAACUUUCAGUUUAAAGAAAGGAAUGUUAAUCAGUUAUUCAGUGCAGCACCCUCAUCUGAGAUGAUAUCAUGAUACCUAUAAAGCCUUUAGAAAGUUGUAUUGAACAAUAUGGCAUUAUGGAUGGUUCACCAGAACCAAUUGGUGUGUAGGGCUGUCAUUAAAGGGGUUCCGUCACGAUAUUUUGAGUUAUUUUGACCAUCGACAAAAUUACCUUCACAACACCUGCUAUGGCAGAUUAUGUUUGGUGGGCCCUUUAUGUUAGGGGUGAACUUGCCUGAAGUUGAGAAAAGUGCUUAACAAAAAGUAACGCGUUUGUUACGGCUGUGAAGAUCAAGGCUCCAGUUGACUCAAAACGUAAUGACAGCCCAGGUGUGUUCCAAUGGGAGAUUUGACUACGAAAACUGUAAAAGGCGUUUUAAAGUACUUGGCUUUUCUUUGAAUGAGUGCUGAGUAUGAGCCGAUCUUUUUUGCAGAAUCAAGACCUAAGAGAUGCCUUGAACAUCCACUGUCUGUAAGAACAAGGGUAAUGCCAAAUGACUCAUAUGUAAAGUGAGGUUCUUGCCCUUCUAGUCCCAAAGAUCUAAUGAUGAGAGUAUUAAUUCCCCUUAGUGACUGCUGUUGAUCUCGUUUGUCAGUUAUGAAAAUUUGACGGUACAUCAAAGCAGUGUCCCGCCAUAGUUGACGAUCUUGAUUUUUCUCAUUACCUUACUGUUUAGCAGUGUAUUGAUACUGCAAAGAAAAAUAAGGUGUGGAUCAAUCUUGCGGAGUCAAGCGUUAAUUAAUUCAGUUAUCGGAUGGUUGUUUUGUUUUCCAUUAAGGUUCCAUAUCGCCCUGCUGUUGAGGUGACAUCAAUGUCGUACUUACCAAAUACACAGAUUGAAAGUUACCUAGGCAACAUCAACUUGUUUUUAAUACGGGAAAGUCACACAGUUCGUGAGGUAUGGAAAGCUAGUACAUAAUUUCUUACUUUAGUUGUUUCUCUUUUUUGAUGGGGUCGUUAAGUGCGCUGUUUCUUUUUUUCGUAGAAUGGUGGUUUAAAUGUAUUUAUGCAAGCAUUUUUGGCUGAAGCUCAAGCAGUCCUUAGAGCUCAUGUGCUAGCUAUUGGAGGAAAUGCCUUGGUCUCUUACCAGUUAAAUGAGAUUGUUCUGCUUGAUAAUCCUCAUAAACACCAGGUACGUCAUAUUCAGUCAGUCCUUAUUCACAUAAACGCACUCAGAAAUGAGGAAUUUACUUACUCAAACCUAAUCCAAAGCAGAUUGCAUCCACGCUACCUUUUGUGUCGCGUUUUUCCUUGUGUAGGUUAAACCUUCUUAAAAAUGCUGGUGCACUAAGAGAAAACAACACAACCAUCACUUACGCAUGCGCAUUUUAUGUGAGUGAUGUCAGCAUUCCGAAACCGGUAACCGGUCGUUUCGCCAACGUGUCAGUUCGCCAACGUAUGAAGUCGUUUCGCCAACGUCUAAAUUUUUCGGCUUCGAGUACUCAUCGAUUACUCAUUGAUCAUCGCCAAUUCCGAUACCGUUUUCGCUGGACCCGCUUCAGUUUCUUAUCCGAGACAAGCCUGAUGGUUACGGCUGUAAGUCUGGCCUCUCUGUCCAGUAGUACGAACGGCCUUUAAUCCAUUUAACGGACUUUGCUGCUAAGUGCGGGAAACAAGUGAACGCUUCUAAGCGCGUCAUCAAACAAACAUAUUUCAACUCAAUGGCUCUUUAACUACGCGAAUUACCAACUACGCAAAUGUUUAAUAAAAAGGUAUUACAGCCGGUUCAUACUCAACAAAUACAAUCCGUGGAUUGUUUAGAAGGCUUUGAAAUACAGCCUCGACCAGCGUAUCAAAAUGGCGUGGGAGAGAGAGAGAUUGGGGCGAGUGAAACAGACAUUAACAAGCCAAAACGAACCAUUCGUCUUGGAUAUCUUCUUUUGGUAAGUUGUAAAUAUAUUUCAGAUCUAUUUCACAGAGUAUUUUGGACGUUGGCAAAACGACUUAUAAGCGUUGGCGAACUGACAUUAGACGUUGGCGAAACGACUUCAUACGUUGGCGAACUGGUCGUUGGCGAAACGACCGGUAUUCCCGAAACCUCCAUUUUCACUGUCCACGCUUAUCAAAUGUCUCAAUUCUGCACAACGUUUUUGAAUGAAUUAAUUUUUUUACGAUGUUAUAGAAUGGGCUGUACACAAAAAUGCAUCUAAAAGUGUCUUUUCAAACCAAAACGCUUCUGUUCAAAUUAGGUAUCAAGUCACUAAAUAUUGAUGUUAUGGUUGAAAUUAUAAGCUCUUAGCUCAGGCCAUUUUUGCAAAUUAACCUUGAACUGUUUGUAUUCCUAGGGUCAGUGUCUGCUUAAUAUCAGUGGUGAUGCUGUCAAAGUAUUUUACGAAGAUGAUGAUAAUUCCGAGAGUUCAGGUCGAGGUUCACCGCGAAAAAGAACUAUUUCUUACUCAGAAGCAAAUGCUCAAACACCAAUCCAACUGACAAGACAGAGAUCUCUCUCCAGUUCAGAGACCUCUUCCCACACAAUGACAGGAUAUGAUCCUUUCUUUGGGACAGAAAUCUAAAGAAUAGAGCAAAUUGUCUGCCCCAGUGGGGGGACUUCGAUAGGUAUCUCUUACGGUGUUCACACUCAGAAGGUCCACAGAGGGAGCUUUUGUGACACAUUUUACGCUGUUAUACCUAAAACAACAUUGACGAGAGAUAAUGCGUUGUUUAGAAUCGGUACCGCUUAGAGGUCAAAACAAUUUCAAGCCACACCCACAAAACAGGGUCUGGGUACCUCUUAGGAGUUUUUUUGAAAAUUUUCUGACAAGCACCCUCUUCUUUUUACUUUGUGGAGUAACCCCCCCCCCCCCCGGUGGGGAGGGGCUACUGUACGAAGAAAUACAUUGCAAGAAAAGGAC